Thelazia callipaeda (thelaziosis nematode) is the source of this 300-nucleotide messenger RNA. The record is from the annotation of a GenBank genome assembly. Lineage: Eukaryota; Metazoa; Nematoda; Chromadorea; Rhabditida; Thelaziidae.
AUGCCACGUGAUCAAUACGGACGAACAAAUGCAAAUGCAUAUAUUUCGGAACAAAUUCGAAAUGAAAUUCAACGUUUCGAAAGUGUUCAUCCAUGUAUUUACGCAGUUUACGAUCUCAUCGACUUGAUUCCUGAUCAUUUACUUCAAAAUCAGUUACGUGAUCAAGUAGUUUGCAUCGAAGUGCCUUUUCCCAAUUCUUCUACAUGGGAUGCAUUAAGUAAGAUUGCUGAACUAUUAACUCGUCGUAUUGUGGAAUUUUUGACUUCAGAUUUACAGAACUGUGUGGAGUGUAUUGUAUGA